Messenger RNA from Ixodes scapularis (black-legged tick), 639 nucleotides. RefSeq lists its product as uncharacterized. The record is from RefSeq and is a predicted model, not a curated record. The transcript is spliced from 8 exons. Bases 1 to 639 code for a protein of 212 amino acids. Lineage: Eukaryota; Metazoa; Arthropoda; Arachnida; Ixodida; Ixodidae.
AUGGCUUUGAAAAUCCAGAGGCUGCAGUUAGUCUUGGUGUUCCUCGUUGCGAUGCAAGAAAAUGUUCCAGCAAUGUCCGCUCGGAUGGCAUUUCCUCUUUUUAAACCACCGGGACUGGAUGAAGCUAAAUGCAUAAAGAGCCACGCAUUUGGCAGUGGGGAUCAAACAAUACACCUGAAACAGCGUUGUGAUGGAGGAUGCAGCGGGAACAGACCAAAGGAUGGCGACAUAUGUGUUGUGGAGACCGGAACAUCAGGUUUUGCUCUAAUCUUUCUCUCCGGAGUAUGCCAAAACAAGACAUGUAAAAUAGAAAAUGACAGCGAGAUAUACAAACAAGAAAUGAAUGUAUCACUCGGUAGUAAUGAUGAAGCAUCAAUCCCACGGCUGCCUGGUUGUGGGUUCACAAGUGUUCAAGAUAAAAACAGACAGCAUUUACUUUCCACGGAGUGCACGUCCUGUGAAUCUCAGUUAAAUCAAACGCAACGACCAGAUUGCACACCGUGCAUUGCAUCUCGGGAAGAUACAGAGUCUGGUGACCUGAAACUCACAGUGGGAGAGUGCCAUAAUGGAACCUGUGUCCCUCGAAAUCCGACAGAAACCGUGGAUGUAAAGAAAGAAUUAAUCUCCAACUCCGACUAA